Chrysochloris asiatica (Cape golden mole) is the source of this 1035-nucleotide messenger RNA. RefSeq names its product developing brain homeobox 1 (gene DBX1). Gene Ontology annotation, biological process: cell differentiation in spinal cord; regulation of transcription by RNA polymerase II. Gene Ontology annotation, molecular function: DNA-binding transcription factor activity, RNA polymerase II-specific; DNA binding. Lineage: Eukaryota; Metazoa; Chordata; Mammalia; Afrosoricida; Chrysochloridae. The coding region runs from base 1 to 1035 and encodes 344 amino acids. The transcript is spliced from 4 exons. The record is from RefSeq and is a predicted model, not a curated record.
AUGAUGUUCCCGGGUCUCCUCGCGCCCCCCGCCGGGUACCCCAGCCUCCUGCGCCCUACGCCUACCUUGACGCUACCCCAGUCCUUGCAGACGGCAUUUUCUGGCCACUCCAGCUUCCUAGUGGAAGAUCUGAUCCGCAUCAGCCGACCCCCCGCCUACCUGCCCCGCAGCGUGCCCACGACCAGUCUGUCGCCUCCCAGGCAAAGGGCACCCGCGACCCUCACCGACACCGGGUCCUCGGACCCAGGCUCCCCUGGCCGGUGCAGCCGGCGGGGCGGCUCCCCGCAGACGGUGGUCUCCCCAACUAGUGAGUCCACGUUUCUGAAAUUUGGGGUGAACGCCAUCCUCUCCUCGUCACCCAGAACAGAAACGUCUCCCGCCUUGCUCCAGAGCCUCCCUCCCAAGACCUUCGCCUUUCCCUACUUUGAAGGUUCCUUCCAGCCUUUCAUCAGAUCUUCUUAUUUCCCAGCGUCCUCGAGCGUCGUGCCCAUGCCGGGUACCUUCUCUUGGCCGCUGGCCGCCCGAGGCAAACCCCGCCGGGGCAUGUUGCGCCGAGCAGUGUUCUCGGAUGUGCAGCGCAAGGCGUUGGAGAAGAUGUUUCAGAAACAGAAGUACAUAAGCAAGCCCGACCGCAAGAAGCUGGCGGCCAAGUUAGGCCUGAAGGACUCGCAGGUGAAAAUCUGGUUCCAGAACCGACGCAUGAAAUGGCGGAACUCCAAGGAGCGCGAACUGCUGUCCAGCGGGGGCUGCCGUGAACAGACCCUUCCCACCAAGCUGAACCCGCACCCAGACCUCAGCGACGUGGGUCAGAAGGGCCCCGGGGAUGACGAGGAGGAAGAUGAAGGCCAGGGCAGCCCCCGACAUCGCCUGGCCCAUCGCACAUCCCCCGACCCUCAACACCUACGUGACCACCGACUCGAAGGGCUGCUGCCCGCAUCGCCGGCGCACUCCAGCAGCCCUGGCAAACCUUCGGACUUCUCUGACUCGGAAGAGGAUGAGGAGGGUGAGGAGGAGGAGGAAAUCACUGUUUCCUAG